This is a messenger RNA of Acyrthosiphon pisum (pea aphid), 2211 nucleotides long. RefSeq lists its product as uncharacterized. The transcript has 11 exons. The coding region runs from base 137 to 1855 and encodes 572 amino acids. The record is from RefSeq and is a predicted model, not a curated record. NCBI's taxonomy places the organism in Eukaryota, Metazoa, Arthropoda, Insecta, Hemiptera, Aphididae.
UACGAGGCCAUUUGCGGAUGUUUAUUUCGAAGUUCUGUUAGAGUUCAGUCACCGCGUUCACCUUCGCCGGAGCUUUGUAUCGAAAUCCUCACACCUUCGCGGUCCGCACGCGCAUUGGUGAUCAACAGUCGACACGAUGGCCUACAGAUCUAGUCGAGGUGGUUUUGCCAACACAAGAGGAGGAAAUCGUGGGACUUCUUACAAUUCAAAUUAUGGCAGUCCAAGAGGUAGUCGUGGUGGAAAUAACUACAACGACAGUUAUAGAAGCCGAGGUAAUAGUUCAUUUCGUGGGUCUCGAGGGGGUAUCCGAGGAAACAGUGGAUCUUGGUCCAGUAAUUCACCAUCAACUGGUGGUUAUAGCAGCAUGAAUCGCAACACAGGAUCUAACUGGUCAUCUCAAGGAGACUCAAAUUAUGAAUCGAGAAAUCGCUAUUCUGGUAAUAAUGAUCGAUAUUCAAGUAGUCAUAAUGAUGACUAUAGGCGGUAUAAAGAGGGUGGAAGAAGUCACAGAGACUCAGACAUGGGUGGAUAUUCAAGCUCCGGUGACGACUUUGGCCGUUAUAGUAGUGGUGGUGGUGGUGGUGGCAGCAGUUAUGUAGAAGAACGUAGUAGCAGAUCAUCCUAUGCUCCUGAUAAUAACUAUGGAGGAAGUAGCAGUUACAGAGGCCGUGAGAGUUCACGUGACUAUGGUUCAGAUUUCCGUAAGCCAUUGCCUCCUGAUGAUGAUCGUUCUUCACCACCUUCCCCAAGAUAUUCUGGCCCAUCAAAUAGAGGCAGGGGUACUAGAGGAUUCCGUGUUGCUGAAAGACCUGGUAUGAGGGGUAGGUCUACUGCCAAUGUGUCUUAUAGAGGAUCAUUUGGAGGUAGUGCAGGACUAAUCAAACGCAAACGACUUGAACCUACACCAGGUUGGCGCACAAAUCCCAUUCGUAAAGGAUAUGAUAUGGCCAAUAGAAGAAUACAUACAGUCAAAAGAACUAGUAUGCGAGAUCAUGAUGACUAUCGUGCAAGAAAAAUUGCAGAAUUCAGGGAAAAAACUCGUCAACUUCGUGAACGUGUAAGGUCUCCGUCAGUAGAUGAAGAAGAAGUAGAAGAGGAAGUUGAAGAAGAAGUAGAGGAAGAAGAAUCGGCCAAUGAUGAAGAUUGUGAAAGGCCUGAGGAUGAUGGUGAAAAAAAAGAUAAAUCACCUAAAAAGAAAAAGAAAGUUAUUAAAAAAGUGAUGAAAAUUGUUAAGAAAAAGGUAAAAAAACAAAAACUAAAUGGCGAUGUAUCUAAAUCUGGUUCUGGAGAUAAAACUUCACCUCGAAAAAUUGAAAACAAUUUGCUAGAUUCUAGAGGAGAGCCGUUUAUUAAACUAUUGUGUCCUCAUUGCGAAGUAACCUGCAAGACAUUUAGAGAAUAUGAGAUACAUUUAUUAAAAAUACGUCAUCGCACAGCCAUGUCUCAAUUAGCCCGUAAACGUAAGCAUGAAUUAUUCAUGUUUCGUCAGGACCAGCGUAAGGAACAAAAAGAGAUUGAUGAUAAAGCAACUGAGGAAGAUCCAAAAACUGAGAUUAACUAUUGCAAAUUAUGCCAAUUGAAUUUCAAACAACCAAAAAGUGAUCACUUCAGUAGCAUUUUGCACAAGAAAAUUAAACAAUUUCUACAACCCGCUUGUAAUGUGUGUCAUUUGAUGUUUGCAUCGCCAAUGCGUUAUGAGCAUCAUUUGUGUAGCACCAACCAUUUAAAGAAAGUUGAUAUUUAUGAUCGUCGAACUAAACGAAUGGCUGCUGUUCCGAGUGCAGAUGAAGCUGAUGGCGAUGUGGAUAUGGACAAUUUUAUGGUUUUGGAUUCGGUUGGAUCUGGGGAUGGUUAGUCAUCAUAAACUUUCAAAAAUGAACUGAAAACAAAUUAAAAAAUGAAUAGUAAUUAAUUUGUAUCUUUAGAUGAAGAUCAGAAGAAUGUGAAAAUGCUCAAGAUAGUAAAAAUGAUGGAAAAAGAAUCUAAGUCUAAAAAAAGAAAUAAGUUUAGGUAAAGAGUUUUGUAAAAAAGUUGAAGUAUAUUACUGUGAAUUGUGUAAGUUCAAUUUACCCCCACAUGAUGAUGUUGAACAGCAGUUGAAUUUGCAUUGUCGUAACCGUGUACAUUUACAACGUUAUGUGCAACAUUGUGAUAAAAAUAAAUCUCAAGAAAAGACUGCCGAAGUGGUUAGCAAGGAAUGUACUGAUGAAA